This is a messenger RNA of Scaptodrosophila lebanonensis, 2378 nucleotides long. It is a transcript of the gene bbc, whose product is annotated as cholinephosphotransferase 1. NCBI's taxonomy places the organism in Eukaryota, Metazoa, Arthropoda, Insecta, Diptera, Drosophilidae. The transcript has 6 exons. Gene Ontology annotation, biological process: phosphatidylethanolamine biosynthetic process. Gene Ontology annotation, cellular component: Golgi apparatus; endoplasmic reticulum membrane. The record is from RefSeq and is a predicted model, not a curated record. Gene Ontology annotation, molecular function: diacylglycerol cholinephosphotransferase activity; ethanolaminephosphotransferase activity. The coding region runs from base 471 to 1760 and encodes 429 amino acids.
AAUUGGACCCGCAUACUCCAACUAAAUUAAUUUGUAAAUAUAUGCAAAAGUGACACAUACAUUUAUAGCAUAAAGUACACAUAUUCCUUGAACGUUGAUAAUACAGAGCGUGCGUGUGGAUCUUUUUGUGUGUACGUGCGCUCCUUCAACGCAGCCAAAUCAUUCGCCGUCUCCGGAUUCUUGGUGCUAAGAAAAAUUCCGCUAUACACGUGAAGCAGCAGAGGCGCUGCAGAGAAAAUCCAACCCACACACACACACAACGCCGUACGUACACGUACACAAAUGCGCGCGAGUAAAAUUUGCAAAAGCAAGUGAAAAUUGUUUGCCAAAAGCGCGUGAGAGUCACUGUGUGUGUGUCGUGUAAGUUAGCGCGCGUGGGGAUAGUCGCAAGCAGCUGUCCAAGUGAAGAAUUUGUUAUUGUUCUAUACAAACUAUAUAUUGUAUUACGGCUCGCAACCCGCUUAGACAAAAUGGAUCUAUUUAACUACAAGGACCACUACAUACUCACACCCCAGCAGCUGCGCAAACUCAGCGAACAUAAAUACUCAUGCUUUAGUGCCAGCCUGAUGGAUCCGUUGUUGCAACCAUGGUGGAACUGGCUGGUAUCAAAAACACCGCUCUGGUUAGCUCCAAAUCUAAUUACAAUUGUGGGCCUAAUACUCAAUAUUGUGACCACGUUGAUAUUAAUAAGCUAUAGUCCCAAUGGUGUAGACGCGCCUCCUCGCUGGACCUGCUUUCUGUGCGCACUCGGUCUGUUCAUCUAUCAGAGUCUGGACUCCAUUGAUGGCAAACAGGCGCGGCGCACGAAUACGAGCUCUCCAUUGGGGGAACUCUUCGAUCAUGGCUGUGAUUCCAUAUCGACCGUGUUUGUAGCUCUCUCAGCCUGCAUCUCCUGUCAGUUGGGCCACUAUCCCAAUUGGCUGUUCUUCCAGUGCUUCUGCGCCAUUGCGCUGUUCUAUUGCGCUCAUUGGCAGACAUAUGUAUCGGGUACUUUGCGCUUUGGACGCAUCGAUGUUACGGAGGCACAGUUUUCCAUUAUUGCCAUCCACCUGGUAUCAGCUGUUAUGGGUCCUGAGUUCUGGCUGACUAAGAUACCAAUCGUGGGCGUUUCAUGGAAUUAUACAAUAUUAGUAUUUAUUACAUUCGGUUAUGCCUUGAAUAUUAUCAAUUUUUCAAAAAUGUUUAUUGAAGGAGGCAGUGGCAAAAACGGUUCCUCAGUUGCUGGAACCAGCGUUCUGUCCCCCAGCAUACCAUUGACAUUGGUGGUGCUGCCGGCUCUGAUCAUCGCACAGAAGUCGCCGGAAAACAUUUUCACCGAGAACUGUUCGCUGUACAUUAUGGCCUUUGGCAUGGUGGCAGCCAAGGUGACCAACAAGCUUGUGAUAGCGCAUAUGACCAAAGCGGAAAUGGAAUAUUUGGAUUGGUCGCUAUUGGGACCCGCUCUAUUGUUCCUCAAUCAGUACUUCAACUGCAUAGUGCCUGAGCUAUGGCUGUUGUGGUUCACACUCAUCUGGGGCACACAGGAUUUGUUGCGCUAUUGUGCCCAGGUCUGUCUCGAGAUUUGCAAGCACUUGCGCAUCGAUCUCUUUAGAAUACCCUACACGCCCAAGGGCGCGUCCAUGGCCAGCACGGCAACAAGCACACAUCAUCAUACGUCCAGCAGCCACAGCCAGAGUAGCUUUGGCGGUAAUGCCGACAAGAAUGGCGGCAGCUCACAUCGAAAGUCCACGCGCCUGACAAACAAGAAUAAACCGCACUAAGAGGAUGAGGACGGUUUCAAUUAUAUUAAUGAAUUAGUUUUUUUAUUAUAAAUUUACGUAUGUAUGUUUAUGCGAGGGACGUUAGCCAGCGCCAGCGCGAAAGAUAGAUUAUAAUGAGGAAGGAGUUAAAUCAAUGUAAACACAGCCCAACAAAAUUCACCGUCAAUGUUAGAAAAGUAAAAAAAAAACAAAAACAAAAAAUGGUUAAGCAUAAAUUAUAUGCAGUUGUUGUUGUAAUGAGCAUAUGAUGAAAGAUGUAAAGCAAACUAAAUUUAAGCUGCAUGCAAACAAACACGAGCCAUUAUCAAUUAUAGACGCAUAUAGGCCACUUUAUGCUAUAUAAUAUGAAUAUAUUUUGUAAAAAUUGUAAUUAACACUAUAAUAGAGAGUAUGCAGUAUUUUUUACUGCUUACUCAAUUAAAUGCCAAAAACAGGCUAGAAAAUGGCUCGACGUGUGCAGCAUUAAAGUAAAGAACAAGAAGCGGAAAAGCUCAAUUUAAUUUUAAGUGAAAAUUGGCGACAGAGUUUUAAAAUAUAAUAACAAGAUGGCGUAGUGUGCAAUUAAUCGAAAUUACAUCAAGGAAGAUAACAAACAGAAAGAAUAAUUUAAUGUGAAAA